Molecule: messenger RNA, 883 nt
Organism: Boeremia exigua
Lineage: Eukaryota; Fungi; Ascomycota; Dothideomycetes; Pleosporales; Didymellaceae
Exons: 3
Coding region: 1-771 (256 amino acids)
Source: RefSeq, a predicted model, not a curated record
AUGACACAUGAUGCUUUUCGCACUACUUCAAUUACGGAUCUGAAUACCGUCGAGGCUGUGAAGAGAGCAGAGGCUAAAGCUUUGGCUUUACAGGUGCGCAACGACGAGCUGAUGCGCGAGAUCGAGAAGCUUCGGCAAGAAAUCGUGCAGCUCAAGAGGGAUGCAAAUGAGAAGACCGAACAUGACGCCCAAGUAACGAUCGAUCUACACAAGACGGAAAGUCACAGCUCAGUCGACUGGCGGAACACGACUCUGGCGAAACAGCUGCGCGAAAUGAGCCUCAAGAGUCAACCCACUACAGGCGAUACACGUCCAACUCACCAGCAGACAUCGUACAAGUCGAACACCGAGAUUCCGACUCAGGGACAGAACAAACAGAAGCCGUUUUCGUCCUUGUUUCCUCCUACAGGCCACCUCUCGCAGCAGGCAGGCGCACCAAUUAAGCUACCGAUCGGCUUUCCUCGCCACAGCCCAUUCUAUGCGUUUCCUAAUCUCACUAAAGCGGGCAGCGAGGCGAUCAGCCGCCCUGCGCCCUCGCCGGAGACCUCUCUGGAGGCCACCGUACCCUUUAAAAGAAAGAUCACGGAUGAGUGGGCUGUUGACGGGAGGGCCGCAGCAGAGGAAGAAGUUAGACAGCGAGAACAAGAACAGAAGGCUAGGGAGCGAGGAGAGCAUGGAGUCCCCGAUAGCCAACCCUCAGAUUCCGAUCUGAAAGCUCGUACCGAAGUCUCAGAUGUCUCGGAUACAGGAGGUUCCACGAAUGAAGGCUGAAUGUGCUGCAGCCUCUCAGACGUGCCUGAUGAGGUGCGCUUCUGAUAAGUGCCCUGCCUGUCAAAUCAUUUACAUGGCACUUUUGUAGUAUGCAAAUCAUCUUAAUCACGAC